This is a messenger RNA of Megalops cyprinoides (Indo-Pacific tarpon), 2248 nucleotides long. RefSeq names its product tubulin, beta 1 class VI (gene tubb1). Gene Ontology annotation, cellular component: cytoplasm; microtubule. Gene Ontology annotation, molecular function: GTPase activity; structural constituent of cytoskeleton; GTP binding. The transcript is spliced from 4 exons. The record is from RefSeq and is a predicted model, not a curated record. Bases 46 to 1470 code for a protein of 474 amino acids. Gene Ontology annotation, biological process: mitotic cell cycle; microtubule cytoskeleton organization. Lineage: Eukaryota; Metazoa; Chordata; Actinopteri; Elopiformes; Megalopidae.
UACUUUGAGGAUUCCUGCCUGUUUGAGAGAGCCUGUCUAUUCACCAUGCGCGAGAUUGUUCAUCUGCAGAUCGGGCAGUGUGGAAACCAGAUCGGCUCAAAGUUUUGGGAGGUGAUCAGUGACGAACAUGGAAUUAACACGGUAGGAAGCUAUGAAGGCGACUGUGACCUGCAGCUGGAGAGGCUUAAUGUCUACUUCAACGAGGCACACGGUGGAAAGUAUGUCCCUCGGGCCCUGCUGGUUGACCUGGAGCCUGGAACCAUGGACAGUGUGAGGAGCAGCCGAAUUGGACAGCUCUUCAGGCCUGACAACUUCAUACAUGGCAAUUCAGGUGCUGGGAACAACUGGGCCAAGGGGCACUACACUGAAGGGGCUGAGCUGGUUGAGAAUGUGAUUGACAGGGUGCGCAACGAGUGCGAGAGCUGCGACUGCCUGCAGGGCUUCCAGUUUGUGCACUCGCUAGGCGGGGGCACAGGCUCCGGCAUGGGAACCCUCAUCAUCAACAAGAUCCGCGAGGAGUACCCGGACCGCAUCAUGAACAGCUUCAGCGUCAUGCCUUCCCCGAAGGUUUCCGACACGGUGGUGGAGCCCUACAACGCCACUCUGUCUAUCCACCAGCUCAUAGAGAACACAGACGAGACCUACUGCAUCGACAACGAAGCGCUUUACGACAUCUGUUUCCGCACGCUGAAGCUGACCACGCCCACCUACGGGGACCUCAACCAUCUGGUCUCCCUGACCAUGAGCGGGGUGACCACCUCCCUGCGAUUCCCUGGCCAGCUCAACGCCGACCUGCGCAAGCUGGCCGUCAACAUGGUGCCCUUUCCUCGCCUCCACUUCUUCAUGCCGGGCUUCGCCCCGUUGACAUCUCGUGGGAGCCAGCAGUACCGCGCACUCACAGUGCCUGAGCUCACCCAACAGAUGUUUGACGCGCGCAACAUGAUGACGGCCUGUGAUCCGAGGCAUGGCCGCUACCUGACGGUGGCUGGGGUGUUCCGCGGCCGCAUGUCCACCAAGGAAGUGGAUGAACAGAUGCUGGCCAUACAGCAGAAGAACAGCAGCUACUUUGUGGACUGGAUCCCGCACAACGUCAAGGUGGCAGUGUGUGACAUCCCUCCACGGGGGCUUAAGAUGGCCUCCACUUUCAUCGGCAACAACACAGCCAUCCAAGAGAUAUUCCGCAGGGUGGGCGAGCAGUUCUCCCUCAUGUUCCGACGCAAGGCCUUCCUACACUGGUACACAGGGGAGGGUAUGGACGAGAUGGAGUUCACCGAGGCUGAGAGCAACCUCAAUGACCUGGUGUCCGAGUACCAGCAAUACCAGGAUGCCACUGCUGACCUCGACUGGGAACCAGAGGAGGGAGGAGAGGAGGAAGGUCCAUCACCGAUGGUAACAAAAUCUCACGCCAGGACUGAGAUCAGAACUGAAACAGUGACUGAAACUACAACUGAGAUAGUAGAGGAAGAGUAGAGGACUUGUAAAAUUGAUAGAAAAGGUUGUGUGACCACUUCACAGCUCCAUGCAGUAGCGCAGCCACGCAAAACUUUUCCAGACCAGAACUGUUAGCUCUGUUUGUUUUUAGCAGGAAGUAAAGGACUAGAGGCACGGAAUGGUGAGAUGAGUGUGAGAGUGCAGUGAAGAAGUUUUCUUGUCCCACAAAUAUGUGUAACACUUUUGAAGUUCAGUACUCUCAUCAGUUGUUUAUCUCUGAUAUCCUUUCACAAAUAUUCAGAUUACAAGUACGUGUUUUCAUGUUUUGUACAAGUUAUAGCUAUGCAGAUUAAUAUUACAUGCAAUGCCAGCAAUAUUGGGGAAAAAGUCAGACAUUUGCUCUGCAAAUUAGUACUUCUAUAUAUUAGUUAUUCAAAUUUUUCUGCCAGCGGUUUGUUACAGAACAUGCACAAUAGAUGAAAAAUAUUUUGUAGAGCAAAUUCUACAAAUCAAUGAAGAAUUGCAUGUUCAAAAACUGUAAAUAUUUUCCAAUGAUUGUAUGACUGUUUUUGCGUGCUUUAUAUUUAUUUGCACUGUGACAGGCAAGUUUACUAGCUGGGUUUGUAAUGCUCUUCUGUAAAAUAGGAAAUCUAAUGAGGGAUAAUCGGUAGUAAGAUUUGUUGUGAAAUGAUUAAUUGCAAGGUGGAGCUAGAUUGAUAUUUUUAAAUACUUUUAAACAGUGUAUCAUUUAAAUCUCAUAAUUAUGUAAAUGAUAAAAUAAUGUAUUAAAAUGUGCAUUUGUGAUACUGACAAACUA